ACAUUCUUCCAUUUUACCAAGACAAAAAGAACCCAUCUUUUCCUUUUUUAUAAGAUGAAGACAAUCAUGGCUAAAACCCCUCAAGACUCACUCUCUUCCUCCCGCAGAUACUUCCACUGGAAAAACAAGGCCUCCCAAGACGAAGACACCGAAAUGGAAGAAGAAAUCUUGAAUUUCACCCACAAAUCCCUAGACAAAGACAAGCCCAAAUCAGAAAACCCCAAGAUUUUCCCAAUCCACCAAUCCCCACCCGCCGCCGCGAGAGCGAAUUACCGGAAAAGGGUAUCAGUAAAGCUGCGGGCCGCCCUCUCAUUCGGCAGGGCCCGAUGCCCGUUUUCGUCGGGCCUAGGGCAGCGGGUGGUGGGAACCCUGUUCGGGCAGCGGCGCGGGCACGUCCGGUUGGCGUUCCAGGAGGAUUUCAAGGCGGAGCCGGCGUUCCUGGUGGAGCUGGCGACGGCGACGAGCGCGCUGGUGAAGGAGAUGGCGUCGGGGCUGGUGAGGAUCGCGCUGGAGUGCGAGAAGCGGCAGCAGCAGGAGAAGGAGAAGGAGAAGGAGAAGAAGCUGCUUCUGGAAGAGCCCCUCUGGCGCACCUACUGCAACGGGAAGAAGUGCGCCUACGCGAUGCGCCGCGACUGCGGGCCCGACGACUGGAAGGUGCUCAACGCCGUCGGCCCCAUCUCCAUGGGCGCCGGCGUGCUCCCCGGCGACGGCGAGUUCAUGUACAUGAGAGCCAAAUUCGAGAGGGUCGUCGGCUCCAGAGACUCUGAAGCUUUCUACAUGAUGAAUCCGGAUAGAAAUGGAGGUCCCGAGCUCAGCAUUUAUUUACUCAGAGUUUGAACAUUUCUUCAUAUGUAAUGCUAUUUUACUUUAAUUUUAGUACUAGUUUAAACAUAAGACUAAAGAAUCGAGUGGUCAGAUUGGUAUAAGUUGUGAAUAUGUUGCUGUUUUUUUAUCAAUGGAAGAAGCCCAUGAGCGAUUUCCAGUUUUUUA
Salvia splendens (bonfire salvia) is the source of this 990-nucleotide messenger RNA. RefSeq names its product protein MIZU-KUSSEI 1. Gene Ontology annotation, biological process: hydrotropism. Bases 55 to 837 code for a protein of 260 amino acids. Lineage: Eukaryota; Viridiplantae; Streptophyta; Magnoliopsida; Lamiales; Lamiaceae. The record is from RefSeq and is a predicted model, not a curated record. The transcript has a single exon.